Molecule: messenger RNA, 3995 nt
Organism: Lotus japonicus
Lineage: Eukaryota; Viridiplantae; Streptophyta; Magnoliopsida; Fabales; Fabaceae
Product: histone-lysine N-methyltransferase, H3 lysine-9 specific SUVH4-like
Exons: 11
Coding region: 1733-3802 (689 amino acids)
Cellular component (GO): nucleus
Molecular function (GO): histone methyltransferase activity; zinc ion binding; protein binding
Source: RefSeq, a predicted model, not a curated record
UCCAAGUGCAAAAUGUGAUCUUUUUUCACCUCUAUCUCUCUCUCUCUCUCUCAUGUCUCACCCUCCACCAAACACAUUUGCAAACCCAUCUUCCUUCUAACUCUCUCAAUAAACUCUCUUCAAACCAACAAUGUCUUAGUAAACCAACGUUUGAAUCAGAGGCAAAGAAGGGGUCAUCAAGUGAGCAUUUUAAAGUGAAUUAUGGACUAGAAUUUCAGCUUCUUCAAUCAGGUAAGUUUUCUAACUCUCUGAAUAUUUGAUUCCACUGCCAUUUUCUUUGCAAAUAAUUCAAUGAACAAAAAGGGAUAAGGGUAGCUUAGACAGAGCUUGAAAUCCUUCAGAGACUCAAUACAUGCAGAAUCUCCCCAGAACCCACUCCCAGAACCACCAUCACCUUGUCGGAAACCUCCCAGAACCACCACGGACACAAAACCCUUAGGUGUGUCUGUGUUUGUUGGGCUGAAAAGCCCAAAUAUGCAUAAUGUGGGUAUUGCCUAUUAGGUGUUUUGUGUCUUCUCUUUUAUUCUGUUGAUAAUGAACCAGUUUGUUAUUGUGAUUAGUUGAUAGAUAUAUUAUUUUGUAUGAUUUUGUUUAAAAGGUGUAUGAUUCUGUUUUAGACUCUCAGGUUCGUGUUAUUAAAGGGAAAAAAUCAAUUUGAUAUUUCCUCUAUUAUUUAUGCUAAAUGUCAAUAUUUUCAAAAAUCCAAAAAAAGAAAAAAUCUCAUAAAAUACAAAAAAUACCUUUCAGGAAAAUUAAAAAUAUUAUAAUCAAUUUCUCUCAUUAAUUGUUAGAACUACGUAGCCUUAACGCCUAGGCCGGGAAUUAAUUCCUGAUAUGCAUCCUAAAAUAAAAGAAUCCUUUAUGAUUCCAUUAUAAAUAAUUCUUUUUCUUUCUCUUGUAAAUAUUUUAAUCAUAAAAUAUUUUCCUUGUGGGGUAAAAUGAUCCUUUUUUUUAAGUUAUUAAUUUUGAAAUCGUAAGUUUUUUAAUAAGGGUAAUCUAGGAUAGUAAAUAAUUAUUUUCAUAAAUUUGUUGAAGAAUUAGGUAAAGUUACUUAUAAAUAGAAACGGAUUAAGUAUCAAAGAUUUUAAUAGAUUUUAUAAAAUCAAAUACCAAAUAAAAUAUAUAUUUGUUUUGAUUCAACAAUAUAAAAGCCCAAGAUUGCUUAGAUUUUCCCCAAAUCAUGGACUCACAUGGCUUCAUAAAAUAAAAAUCUCCUUAUUUCAUAUUGUGCCUUCUUCAAGUAUAAGCUCAGAUUCAAGAAUCUUCUCCAUUGUGCUUCAAAUGUUACUGGUGAAGUGGUGAGUUCUCACUACUCCUUACCCAUCUAUACACAAUCAUUAUUUCUUCUGAACUCUCUUUAACGCUUUUGUUUUUUAUUUGCUAUUAUGGUUUCAUCUCUUCAAUAUAUUGUUUUGUUCAACAUUGGUUAUUGGAGAAUUCAAUCUGUUUUAUCUCUUUAUGAUUUUUUCUCUUUCUCUUUUUUCUUUUUAGUUACAACAUUAUUCAGAUCCUUGUAAUCAAGAAAUUGAAAUUUAUGUUAAUUCAAUUUUUAUAUGAUUAGAAUCUCAUGAAAUGUUAAUCCAGGGUUGAUUGGUGCCUAACAAAAUUUUGAACAGGUCCAGGGAACAAGUCCUUUGCAACUUUUUACGCCUUCACUGCCUCAGUUCUCUAAUUUUGCCCUAAAUUAAAUCUUCUCUGUUACCAUUCCUCUUUCCUUCCUUCCUUCCCUCCCAUGGCGCCAAGACGCAAGAAGGGAAACACGCGAAUGGACGCUGCUCUCGACGCCAUGUCCCCUCUCGGGUUCCCCAGAAAAGUCGUCCGUCGAACCGUUGAUAAACUCCUCAAAGUUUAUGGUGGCAAUGAAGGCUGGAACUUCAUCGAAGACUCCGCGUACCGUACUCUCAUCGAGAAACUUGUCGAGCUGCCUCAGGCAACGGAUCAGUCCGCUGAAACCAUAUCAGCAUCCAGUGAAACUGGUAAUAAUCAAAUUGCCAUUGAUGCUGUGGACAUUUCAUCGUUAACUAGUGAACCUGGUAAUCAACUUCCCACCAAAACUACAGACAUUGUAUCAGCAGACAAUGAAUAUGAUUGUAAGCCUGCAGCACUAUCUCCUUUGACAAAGUCCUCACAACCUGUGGGGAAGCUUUGUCACAAGAAGCGUAGACCUUGCUUUGGCUGGAUUUCUGAUGAUAACGAGGAAGAGGAAGAGGAAGAGGACCUGGUAGAACAACCUCCAGUUCCAAUGUCCAAGCAGGUGUCACUUUCUUCUAUGACCAAAAUGGAGAUAAUAAAGAGCUGCGAAAACGUGGUUGAUGUACACCACAGUGAAGUUUUAUCAAAUGAAACAGAGAGUACCAACAAGCUUAAGAGGCCUUUUGAUGGUAGUGACAAAAGAGAGUUAAUGAGUGGUGGUGAUGAUGGAAACCACUCUAUUAAGAAGAGGACCAGACACAACCUCAUUAUGCAACAACAAGCAUGUGAGAAAGUAAAUGAAAGAUGUGUAAGCAACACACUCUCUCACUCAAGUGGUUGUGGAGUGACGUCAAUGGCUGGCGGAGAUAAUGAUGCUCCAACAUUGAUAGAUACAAGUUUACUGAAUUUUGAUGAACUAGAUUUCAGGGGAAUCCUAACAAUGAAAGAGUCAUUGAGGCUUGCCAACAUAUCAAGACUUGAAUCUUAUGAGGAAGAGCAGAAUAUAUGCAAGCGAGGGAAAAGUAAAAAUCGGAAAGCUGUCAAAUCUUCAAGGACUAAAAAGGUCGAUAAAAGUGUGGAUGUUGAGAAACGUCCUCCUAGCAUUACGUCAUCGAAGUAUUUCUUAAAGAAGCUACAUAGACUAGCUGAAUUGCGUACUGAUAAGGUUCAUUGUGCACUAGAGGAAAUAUCGAUAGCUUCUUUUGAUUCUCCAAGUUUGGUUUGUAUGGACCUCAGCGGUGGACAAGAAGCUAUUCCCAUUCCUGUUACCAAUAUGUAUGAUGAUCCUCCCGUGGAACCAACUAGUUUCAAAUAUAUCAAAUCUAUUCAAGUUGCAAGCAAUGUGAAAGUCUCAUCCCAUACUGGUGGAUGCAAGUGCAAAGGAAAAGGAAGUUGUAGGAGGUGUUCUUGUGCUCGCCUUAAUGGCACCGAGUUUCCAUAUGCUCGUCAUAAUCAUAUUGAUAGGUUGAUUGAGCCUAGAGAUAUCGUGUUUGAAUGUGGACCAAGUUGUGGUUGCGGACCUGAUUGUGGCAAUAGAGUUUCUCAGAAGGAUUUACAGUACCGGCUUGAGGUUUUUCGUACAGUCAAUAAAGGAUGGGCUGUUAAAACAUGGGACUUCAUUCCUUCUGGCGCACCCGUUUUGGAAUAUAUCGGUGUGCUUCGCAAAAAUGAAGAGUUGGAUACUGUAUCUGUAAAUGAAUAUAUUUUUGAAAUUGAUUGUUUGCAAACAAUCAAUGAGGUAGAGGGGCGAGAGAGACGGUUGCAUAAUGUAUCAUUACCUGCAACCACUUGUGUUGAAAAAAGGAAUGAUGAUGAUGAGACAAUGGAAAAUGUUCCUGAGUUUUGCAUAGAUGCUCAGUCUUUGGGUAAUGUUUCUAGGUUUAUCAACCACAGUUGUGAGCCAAACCUUUUUGUGCAGUGUGUUCUGAGCUCCUACAAUGAUAUCAGACUAGCUCGGGUGGUACUAUUUGCUGGAGAUGACAUAUACCCUUACCAGGAACUCACAUAUGACUAUAAUUACAAACUUGAUAGCGUUAUUGGUCCAGAUAAAAAAAUCAAGCAGUUACCGUGUCAUUGUGGUGAGACUACAUGUCGUAAGCGCUUGUACUAAUUUGGUGUACACAACAGAAGACAUUUGCUUGAUUUGAGAGUGAGCUUCUUCAAAUUUUGGUUGCAUGUCCUCCUUCUCGUUUGCUUGUUAAAUAUGUUGUAUUGUCAUUUUCAUUGAGAAUUUGGGGGGUUCUCCACCUUGUACAAAUUGUGUACAAUUAUUUAUUAAUAUGAAGAUAACAGUGUUAAUUGCA